CGGUAUUCCUGGAGAAGUUCCCGACGGGGAACUGCCCUGCAACCCAGCCAGCAGCGGGCAAAGACGCUGUUGCGUUCACGAUGGCCUGUACGGCGGCUGAAAGAAGUGCGCUGCACAAUCUGUCGAAGGGCGAAACAGUCACCAUUAGUCCAACUGAGAAUCCACUGGGCGAGUCCGGCGAGUGUGAGUUCCCAACCUCCAGCCCACCCGCGGCUGAAGCGCGGUCUCUACCACAACAACCUCAGAGCCCACAGACACCAGCCGGCCCACAGGCACCAGCACAAUCAUCGCCGCAGCAACCGCCACCACCUUCAGCCCCCAUCAAAUCUGAGCACGAGGGCAAUCCAUCAGGCGUCAGUCGGUCGGAGCCUAAAGAACCCAUUGCUGCUGCAGGGCUGCCAGGCACCGUGGCGGGUCCCACAGGAAGUCGGGAAUCAUCGGCAGAAGGUCUUCAGAAAACAACGACGCCAUCGCUUGGCACUGCGAGUUCGUCAACACAGACAACAGACAGGGCAGCAGAAGGACCCGGAGGUACACAAACACCUUCAACCCCCCAAGGCCGAUCUGGCACGCCCAGCCCCGCCACUUCCGCCGGCGGCAACGAUGCAACCACCACCACAGCGGCGAUCACCACCCGCAGUCCGAGUGAUGGGAACGACGCGAAAAGCAACGCGGACGGCAGUGCCACCAACAGCAACACCACUCAGAAAGCCGUGGCAAAUGCUGCGGAUCGCAGUGCCACCUCCACUUCUUUUGUGCGUGCACCUCUCAUGCUGCUGCUCACGGCUGCCCUUUCCUGCGCUGCUGCGUAA
Trypanosoma conorhini is the source of this 812-nucleotide messenger RNA. RefSeq lists its product as uncharacterized. The transcript has a single exon. Lineage: Eukaryota; Euglenozoa; Kinetoplastea; Trypanosomatida; Trypanosomatidae. The annotation marks the transcript as partial. The record is from RefSeq and is a predicted model, not a curated record.